ACGCCGGGCUCGGCUCCCGCGCCCUCCCCGCGCCCGCAGCCCCGGCCAGCGGCUCGCCGUCCCGCCGGUGCGAUGCUGCUGCCGCUCGCCGUGCUGCCCUGCGCCUUCGUCCUGCUGCGGGCCGCAGCCUCUCUCCAAGUGGACAUUGUUCCAAGCCAGGGGGAGAUCAGCGUUGGAGAAUCCAAGUUCUUCUUAUGUCAAGUGGCGGGCGAGGCCAGCUCCAAGGACAUCUCGUGGUUCUCCCCGAACGGGGAGCGGCUGAGCCCGGGCCAGCAGCGCAUCUCGGUGGUGCGCAACGAUGACUCCUCCUCCACGCUCACCAUCUACAACGCCAACAUCGACGACGCCGGCAUCUACAAGUGUGUGGUCAGCAGCCCUGAGGAGGGCGACUCCGAGGCCACCGUCAACGUCAAGAUUUUCCAAAAGCUGAUGUUCAAGAACGCCCCCACGCCCCAGGAGUUCAAGGAGGGGGACGACGCUGUGAUCGUGUGUGACGUGGUCAGCUCGCUGCCCCCCACCAUCAUCUGGAAGCACAAAGGCAGGGAUGUCAUCCUGAAAAAGGAUGUGCGCUUCAUCGUCCUGUCCAACAACUACCUGCAGAUCCGGGGCAUCAAGAAGACAGAUGAGGGCACCUACAGGUGUGAGGGGAGGAUCCUGGCCCGUGGGGAGAUCAACUUCAAGGACAUCCAGGUCAUCGUCAACGUGCCUCCCUCUGUGCGUGCCAGGCAGAGCUCCAUGAAUGCCACGGCCAACCUCAGCCCGUCUGUCACCCUGGCCUGUGAUGCUGAUGGCUUCCCCGAGCCCACCGUGUCCUGGACAAAGGAUGGAGAGCCCGUGGAGGAGGUGGAGGAGGAGGACAAAUACAGCUUCAACUCAGAUGGCUCCGAGCUGGUCAUCCACAGGGUGGACAAGAGCGACGAGGCCGAGUACAUCUGCAUUGCUGAGAACAAGGCUGGCGAGGCCGACGCCACCAUCCACCUCAAAGUCUUUGCCAAACCCAAAAUCACCUACGUGGAGAACAAGACAGCCAUGGAGCUGGAGGAGCAGAUCACGCUGACCUGCGAGGCCUCGGGGGACCCCAUCCCCUCCAUCACCUGGAGAACGUCCAGCAGGAACAUCAGCAGCGAGGAGAAGGCUUCGUGGACCCGGCCCGAGAAACAAGAGACGCUGGACGGGCGGAUCGUGGUGCGCAGCCACGCGCGCGUCUCCUCGCUGACGCUCAAGGACAUCCAGUACACGGACGCGGGCGAGUACGUCUGCACGGCCAGCAACACCAUCGGCCAGGACUCGCAGGCCAUGUACCUGGAGGUGCAGUAUGCCCCCAAGCUGCAGGGCCCUGUGGCUGUGUACACCUGGGAAGGAAACCAAGUGAACAUCACCUGUGAGGUGUUUGCCUACCCCAGUGCUGUCAUCUCCUGGUUCCGGGAUGGGCAGCUCCUGCCCAGCUCCAACUACAGCAACAUCAAGAUCUACAACACCCCCUCAGCAAGUUACCUGGAGGUGACCCCAGACUCAGAGAACGACUUUGGGAACUACAACUGCACGGCCGUGAACCGCAUCGGGCAGGAGUCCUCCGAGUUCAUCCUGGUGCAGGCAGACACGCCCUCCUCGCCCUCCAUCGGCAGGGUGGAGCCCUACUCCAGCAGUGCCCAGGUGGAGUUUGACGAGCCCGAGGCCACGGGCGGGGUGCCCAUCCUCAGGUACAAGGCGGAGUGGAGGGCCCUGGGCGAGGGGGACUGGCACUCCAGGCUCUACGAUGCCAAGGAAGCCAACGUGGAGGGGACAGUGACCAUCACGGGGCUGAAGCCUGAGACCACCUAUGCAGUGAGGCUGUCAGCAGUCAAUGGCAAGGGCGUGGGGGAGCUCAGCCUGCCCGCCGAGUUCAAGACGCAGCCAGUCCGCAUCCCUCACCCACGGGAACCCAGUGCCCCCAAGCUGGAAGGUCACAUAGGAGAGGAUGGCAACUCCAUCAAGGUGAACGUCAUCAAGCAGGACGACGGGGGCUCCCCGAUCAGGCACUACCUGAUCAAGUACAAAGCUAAGCACUCCUCGGAGUGGAAGCCCGAGAUCCGGCUGCCGUCGGGCAGCGACCACGUGAUGCUCAAGUCCCUGGACUGGAACGCCGACUACGAGGUGUACGUGGUGGCUGAGAACCAGCAGGGCAAGUCCAAGCCUGCCCACUACGCCUUCCGCACCUCGGCCCAGCCCACGGUGAUCCCAGCGACCUUGGGAAGUCCAUCAGCGUCGUCCUCCUUUGUCUCAUUGCUUCUCUCUGCAGUGACUCUGCUUUUGCUCUGUUAGAAACUUUCCAACAAAGAGUCAAAUAAAGCAAUAUUUGCUUGGCAAGGCCUGGGUCCCACCAAGGUGUGGAAGGAGAUAACUUUGCUUCAGAGGAUCGUGUCAGUUCAGAGAAAAACAAAACAAAACAAAAAAAGAAACACAGAACACUUAAAAAAAAUGUUUAAUUUGAAAGAGUCAGUAUUUUGUAACAAGGAAGAAAGGUUUAAGCCAAGUUUUUUCUCUUUAACUUUUUUUUUUUUGUUACUUGUAAUGAAUUUGCCCUUUUAAAUGGAUGUAAAGAAAGAUUUUUUUUGUGUUGUUUGCUUGCUGUUUUCAUCAAAGGAAGGUGCAAUGUUGAAAGCCUUUAAGAUCCUGCUUUUUACUGAUUUCUCUGCACAUCUGGUGCUGAUCUUGUGCAAAAGGAGGCCCCAUCCACAAACCCACAGACUGUAAAAGAAAGAGAAGAUUUGUCAGAGACCAUCCUGCUGAUUGCCCAGAUGUCUCUGGGGGCUCUUGCAUGUGGAUUCAGAUGUCUGGAAGGUUUUCCUGCCGUGCUGCUCUGACCAUAAACAUCUGCUGGGACCCCACUGCUGCUUUUCCCCUCCUCCUUGUCCCUCCCUGGUGGGCAGGGUGCUGCUGGCACACAGUGCCCGUGGGUUCCCAGGCUGUGUUAGCAGAGAUCCCUUCCCUUGCUGUCCUGACAGGAAAUCUUGGCUCGGGUGGAGUUAGCUGAGCAGCAGAGUUGGGGUUACUGAUCCUUAAUCAUCUUCUUGUCUGUGUGUGUGUGGGGCAGGAGGAAUCCCUGGGCUAAACUGGUGCAGCAGAGCCAUCUUUGGUGUCAAAUCCUGGGAAUUCCCUCCAACAAAACUCAGAUGGUUUUUGCGUUGCUUCUUUGAAAUAAAAAACCCAGAACUCCCCACCCAAAAAAAACCCCACAAAAACCCACAAAAAACCCGACACAAGAACCCCAGUGAAUAUUUUGUGAUAGGAAAUCCAUUGGGAUAUGAAAUUUGGGAUAUGAAAUCCAUUGGGAUAGGAAACCUAUUGGGAUAGGAAAUUUGAGAUAUGAAAUCCAUUGGAGCAGGAAAUCCAUUAGGAUAUGAAAUUCAUGGGAUAGGAAAGCCAUUGGAGCAGGAAAUCCAUUGGGAUAUGAAAUUCAUGGGAUAGGAAAGCCAUUGGAGCAGGAAAUUCAUUGGGAUAGGAAAUUUGGGAUAUGAAAUCCAUUGGGAUAUGAAAUACUGGGUUAGGAAAUCCAUGGGAUAGGAAAUUUGAGAUAUGAAAUCCACUGGAACAGGAAAUCCAUUGGGAUAUGAAAUUUGGGGUAGGAAAUCCAUUGGGAUAGGAAAUUUGAGAUAUGAAAUCUAUUGGGAUAGGAAAUCCAUUGGAGCAGGAAAUCCAUUGGGAUAGGAAAUCCAUGGGAUAUGAAAUCCAUGGGAUAGGAAAUUUGGGAUAUCAAAUCCACUGGAACAGGAAAUCCAUGGGAUAUGAAAUCCAUUGGGAUAUGAAAUAUGGGGAUAUGAAAUCCACUGGAACAGGAAAUCCAUGGGAUAGGAAAUCCAUCCCAUCUGAUGCUCUCCUCAGAUCAGGGGUCUCUCUUUUGAAUUGUCUGUCCAGAAGGUCUCAAAGCCUCUCAGCUGGGUGGGGUUCAUCUUCCUGACAGAAUUCUCACUGGGACAGACAAAAUCCUGCCCUCACUGGUGUCUGACUCUGCUGUGUUGGUUCAGAGCUCAUCUUUAUGAGUUGGGAACUUUCCUGUCUGCAUUGUAAAUGCAAACUUGAUGCAGGUGUCACACACAAAAGCCUGUGGUUUCAUUUUAUUUUAUUUUUUUAACAAAACCCCCUCGUUUCCAGAGUUGUAGAGUGUAGAUGCUUUGUUAGAGCUUUGGAGUUUGCUGAAGUGCAGCAGAAUAAUCCUGGUACUAAAAAAUGGUGUGAUUUCCCCUCUAACUGGAUUAAUUGAGCUCAUUGUAGGUCUGAGAUCAGCUUUCUGUGGGUUUCCCUCAUCCACAGAGGGAGGUCCCUGCCUGAGGCUGAGAUGUUUCUCAUCAAAAUCAGUCAUUAAAAUUAUCUCUGUAACUUUGUGAGGUUGGUGUGGAGAGAGAGCAGCACCUGUGGAGGGGGUUCUGUCCCUGAGAGGGUUCAGGAUUCUCUGUGGCACAGCCCUGGCAAGCAGCUGAGACACCCUGAGUGUGCCUGAAGUGAAUCCCAGACUCCAGCCAGCAUGGCACAGAGACAGCAAGUGCUUCUUUGGGUUGGUUAAAAUGAGGAGCAGAACUGGGGGUUUAGCACUGAUUUGUGCAGAUUUGUAACGUGCCAGGUACCAGGGAUCUGUCAGACCCUUGGGGAGUCAUGUUGGGGGUCUCAGGCCUUGGUGUGAGUAAAAUGAGAUUCAGAUAGAGAUUUUGGAAAAGCCAGAGAGGAGGCAGAAGCUCAGAGGUGGGAGCAGGAGGGGCUCAGAGGUGGAUGCAGGAGAAGCUCAGCACUGGGAUUCUCGUGCCCCAGGCUCAGAGGUGGGAGCAGGAGAAGCUCAGCACUGGGAUUCUCGUGCCCCAGGCUCAGAGGGGGAAGCAGGAGGGGCUCAGAGGGGGAAGCAGGAGAAGCUCAGCACUGGGAUUCUCGUGCCCCAGGCACCUGCAGUUCCUGUGUGUGUGAGGGGCUGCAGCCCUGCAGGGUUCCCAGUUUGCUGAAGUCCCUCCACAUUCCCAGAGCUGUUUCUCAGAGCAUUGUUUGGCUGUUUUCAUGGGCAGGAAGGUUUGGGAACGUCCUGCUCCACCAGGAGCAGCUGCAGGUGUCUGCACCUCCGAGGUUCUGGGGAUAAAAAGAAGGUUUGAUCUAAAGGGUUUCAAAACCAGCUUCUCCUGGCUCUUGGAGCUGCUGGGGUGGGGUGGGCCCUUGGGGCAGGGCUGUGAUUUGUCCAGGAAAGAGGAUUUGGGUGUCACUCUGUGUGCAGCCUGCAGAGAGCAGCUUUGGGGUGACCUAAGUGCCCCUUGCAGGACCCGAAGGAGCUGGCAGGAAAAGGGAAGAGGGAUUAUUUCCAGGAAGGGGGGAAUGGCUUCAGACUGCCAGGGGGCAGGGUUAGGUGGGGUCUUGGGAAGGAAUUCUUCCUUGUGAAGGUGGGGAGGGGCUGGGAUGGGAUUCCCAGAGCAGCUGAGGCUGCCCAGGCUCCCUGGCAGUGCCCAGGGCCAGGUUGGAUGGGGCUGGGAGCAGCCUGGGAUGGGGGAAGGUGUCCCUGCCAUGGCAGGGGUGGCAUGGAUGGGAUUUAGGGUCCCUUCAGGCCCAGCAGAGCCAGGAGGAGCAGAGCUCUGAGGCCACCAUGCACAGGAAUCAGCAUGGUGGCAGCUCUGGGAGAUCCCAAAUGCCCAUCCCUGCCCCAGGCCAGCUCCCCAGGCUGCUGGGAGCUCACUCACAGGGUGGAACGGGGGUCUCUGUCCCUGGCAGAGCAGGGACACUCACUCCUGACUCCCCAGGCUGGGCUGGGCAGUGUCUGGGAGAACAGCCCUGGAAAAGCUCCUGCUCAGGGAGCUCCCCUGGGAGCCAAGAGCUGCUCCCCUGGGCUUUGCUGCUGGCUGCACAAAGUGGUCUGGUUUGGUUUGUCCCUUCUUCUUCUUCUUCUUCAUCUUCUUCUUCUUCCUUUUGCCAAAUGCUGUCAGAGCUUUGCCCUGCCUCAGGCCCACCUGCUCCUCUGCACCCUUUCUGUGUCUCUGCCUGGACAUUGUGUAGCUGAGACCCCCCCAGGAAGCCCCAGCUGAGCUCUCUCUGACAGGGCAGGUUUUGGGCAGCAGUUGAAACUGCUGGGUGGUUUUCCUGUGCACUGUGAAAGGAGGGGGUUAGAAAAGCCAGUCUCGCAGGAAGCUCAUUUUCCAUUGGAAAACAUAAUUUGUAAUUAAUAAAUUCUUCACUUCUUUAGAA
Haemorhous mexicanus (house finch) is the source of this 6189-nucleotide messenger RNA. It is a transcript of the gene NCAM1, whose product is annotated as neural cell adhesion molecule 1. The record is from RefSeq and is a predicted model, not a curated record. The transcript is spliced from 18 exons. NCBI's taxonomy places the organism in Eukaryota, Metazoa, Chordata, Aves, Passeriformes, Fringillidae. Gene Ontology annotation, cellular component: membrane. Gene Ontology annotation, molecular function: protein binding. Gene Ontology annotation, biological process: cell adhesion. Bases 73 to 2301 code for a protein of 742 amino acids.